Molecule: messenger RNA, 1350 nt
Organism: Diospyros lotus (date-plum)
Lineage: Eukaryota; Viridiplantae; Streptophyta; Magnoliopsida; Ericales; Ebenaceae
Exons: 4
Coding region: 92-1135 (347 amino acids)
Cellular component (GO): chloroplast thylakoid membrane
Molecular function (GO): protein binding
Source: RefSeq, a predicted model, not a curated record
CCCUGCUUCUGGCUUCUACGUCUCACUCUCUCUCUCUCUUCUCUCUCUGUAUCUGUUGCUCUGUCUAUCUAUCAACGUAGACGCCGGCGAGAUGGCAGUCGUGCUGGGCAACAUAGCGCUGUUACUAGACGUGAACUCGCCCCGGAGUCCAGUCCCUGAUCGCAAGAUCCGGCCGGUACCGGCCGACAUCGUAUUGAGCCUGUUCAAGAAAGAGCCGCAGCCGCAUCGCCACAUGUCGGUGGUGGCGGCCAACGGCUUCGAAUCGGAGAAGGAGAUCCGGAACCAGAGAGUCGGCGAGCGAGGGAAGGCUAAUUCGAAGGUGAAUUCGAUGGAUUUCGCGGGGCUGAGCGACGAUGACAGCAACGGCAACGGCAAUGGAUACGAGGACGAAGAGGAGGAGUUUGAUUGGGAGAAGGAAAUGAGGAGGAGAGUGAAGGAGAUUGAAGAGAUGAGGGAGUUGGAGCGGAAGGCCGAGGAGUUGCAGAGUCGAGUUGAGGACGAUGAAGGCCAGGCACCGGAAGAGACGGAAGAAGAGAAGAGGACGAGAGUUCGAAAGGAGCUCGAAAAGGUGGCGAAGGAACAAGCAGAGCGGAGAAAGAUGGCUCAGUUGAUGUUUGAAUUGGGUCAGAAGGCUUACGGGAAGGGUAUGUAUGGACGUGCUAUUGAGUUCCUGGAAGGUGCUCUAACAAUCAUUCCCAGGUCAACUCUGUUUGGGGGUGAGAUACAAAUAUGGCUUGCUAUGGCUUACGAGGCUAACAACCGCCAUGCAGAUUGCAUUGCAUUAUAUCAGCAAUUAGAGAAGAAGCAUCCCAGCGUCAGCAUCCGGCGCCAAGCUGCGGAGCUUCGCUAUAUAUUGCAAGCACCUAAGCUUAAGAUAUCCCAAGAAGAGAUGGUAACCAUACCACUGAUUGGUUCUAGUUAUGAUAGCUAUGCAGCAACCUGGAGUGACAAAUACAAGGACAAAGAUGAAAGGAGAUUCAGGUCGACAACAAGUCAACUUCCAUCAAGAAGAGAUUAUUUAGCUGACUUAUUCGUAUGGCGACCUCCGACUGGUUUGGAGAAGAACCGAGCUUUCUGGGUGGCUUUAACGGUAUGGCUGGGUUUGGUGGGAGCUGCACUCUUUCUUCAAAGAUGAAGCAUAUGGAUAUGUAAAAACGUUGAUCUGUUAGCUUGCUCCUUAAUUGCAAGGUGCAGUUAUUCUUCAGCCCAGGUUCUCAUGUAUUAUAAAUGUCAUUUUAUGCUCAUGUUCCUGUGAAAUAUAUUGCAUUAGAAACGAAAGAAAUUAUGUGAUUAUUUCUUGAAAGUGCUGUUGUUUUUUAUGUUUAAGAAAUCUAUACACCUUAAGCUUCU